AGGAGACGGCAGCCUCUGCCCAGGAAGCUUUAGCCUUUGGCCUUGCUCACCUCCUGUCUCUUGGCUGCAAGUAAACAUCGCACUGUGUGUGACUGCCAGCGAGCAGGGAGCUUCACAGAGAGGGGAACAAAGGCCAGGUGGAAUUUUCCUGAGCUUUUUUCCUCCCCAUCCCUAACCCCCAGGGAUGGGGUGGAGAUUAUGGCUGUGAGAUGAGGAGAGGGUGCCUCUCUGCAAGAUUGCAAUGCAGUGUGAUUCAGUGUGUGAACAGACUUGUGUUGUCAACUCAGAUGUUGAUCUUUCCUUUGCAGAGUGAGGGUUUCUUUUCCCAAACCCCUCUCUGAGUCUCUGUCAGUUGUUGUCCUCUCUUGCUUGGCUGUAUUUGAUGUCAUAACUUACUGCUAUUUGUGUUGCCGUUUAUUUCUCUUUAUUUUUGCCUGUAAAAGGUCAUGUAGAGAGGGCAGUACAAUUUGACAGUGAGGGAUACCACUGUCGUGAAUGCAUACACUUUACAGAGUAAACUGUGCAAAGCAAGGUAGAACUGGUUUAGGAAAGCACUGAAAGUAUCUCUAGUCAGUGGGUACAGUCAAGCUCUAUCUUAAGACUCUCUUUCCAUCUGCUGUUUUACUGUUUCAGAACCUUGUUCUGUGGUUAGAAAUGAGAACAUCUCUCACCUGAAUUUAUUUACGGUCAGUUCCUGAUUUUUUUUUUUUUUUUUUCUUGCUACUCUGUCCCUUUAAUUCAAAUAGCACAUCUUGCUCUCCAGUGGCUCUGGUGACUGUAACUAUGAUGUAUAAAACCUUCCUGGGCUGCAGUUUGUGCUAGGUUAGAAAAGCUCAAGCAGUGCAAGCCUCCUCUGGCAUGGUUAGGUGCCUCUUGGUAGAAGUCCUUUUUUUCACCCAGCGCAUUAGGUUGAAAUUCAACUUUCUUGAAUGAAUUUUACAGACUAUUUGCAAAGCUUUGGUAAUGCUGUUACAAUGCUGGUCUCUCUAUGACAAUGUCUUAUGCAGCUGUAACGUAGGACCGCACCUUUCUUUUUCAAGACUGUCAUUACUGCCUCACGUGGAUUUUUCUGCCCCAGUGAGCCCUCAGUUUACAGAUCAAGUUUUAAAAAUAAUAUUUCCUAACAGGGAUGGGUCUAAACAUCUCCACAGAGGGAGGGGGGAAAAAAAAAAAAAAAAGACAACUGAUUCGACUUGCUGUUUUCCUCAUCAGGCCAGAGUCUUUCCCUUCACUAAAUUCUAGGAUAAGCAGAGCUCCUGUAUGCUUGGCACUGAGUUAUAUCGCUGAUGGAUUGUGUGUCAUCAGCCACAGGAUCUCUUUAUCCUGUGGAGAAGGGAGUGUAUCUUCUCUGUGUUCAUACAACAAUUACAGAGUAGGUGCUGGCUCUAUACAGGCUGAACGGUGGUCAUGCCAGGAAGCUCUGGUAUGCAGGAAAACCAGUUAACACUGUAGAAAAAGAACCUGUUGUUUUAUUCAGAGCUGUAAACAGCUUCAGCUAAACCGAUGGGAUCAUCUGCAUAAUGUGCUUUAAAAUCCCUCUGUGGUUUGGAAGCUUCGUGUGUUCCUGCUGAGGAAGUUCUCUCCGUGUCAGGAGAGUCUUGCGACAGCAGCGAUGAAAUGGAUACAAAGGAAAGCAUCAAUGGGCGAGCUGCGUCUAGAAAAAAGAAGAGCAAAAGGCACAAAGAAAAUCCUGAUGGGGGUGGCGGAGAAGAAUACCCCAUUGAUAUCUGGCUGUUGUUGGCUUCCUACAUUCGCCCUGAAGACAUUGUCCGGUUUUCUUUGAUUUGCAAGAAAGCCUGGACUGUCACCUGCACUGCCGCCUUUUGGACCAGGCUCUACAGAAGGCACUACAGUCUGGAUGCGUACCUGCCUCUCCGCUUGCGGCCAGAGUCCAUGGAGAAGCUGCACUGUCUCCGUGCGUGUGUCAUCCGGUCACUGUACCACAUGUAUGAGCCUUUUGCGUCUCGAGUCUCCAGGAAUCCAGCUAUUCCAGACAGUACUCCCAGCACUUUAAAAAAUUCCAGAUGUCUGCUUUUCUGGUGCAAAAAGAUUGAAGGGAACAGACAAGAAGCAAUGUGGGAAUUCAACUUCAAGUUCAAAAAGCAGUCUCCCAGAUUUAAGAGCAAGUGUUGCAAAGGUCUUCAGCCACCAAUUCAGUAUGAAGAAGUCCAUACAAAUCCAGAUCAGGAUUGCUGUCUACUGCAGAUCACCACCUUUAACUUCAUAUUCGUGCCAAUAGUCAUGGGUAUGACAUUUACCUUGUUCACCAUCAAUGUGAGCACAGACAUGAGGCAUCAUCGUGUGCGCCUGGUGUUCCAGGAUGCCCCAGUUCGCAAUGGCAAGAAACCACGCCUUGACCAAGGAGUGCAGGUUGUGCUGGACCCUGUGCAUAGUGUGCGGCUCCUGGAUUGGUGGCACCCACAGUACCCCUUCUCUCCAAAAGCUUAGUGCUCUCCUGCGUCUGCAGGAGGUGGGAGGUGACAGUAUCUGGCAGGCUGAAGAGAAUUUCUAGGAAUCAGGAAAUCCUAUUUUUAUUUCUUAAAUAAAUUCUGCAGUCUCCUUGCAAGUGAUUCAAGCUACUGAGCUAGUCUGUAUGUAUAUAACUUCUGGUCAGUGAUGGGCAGAGCUGAGUGUAAAGCAGAAACUAUUUGUAAACACACUUUUAUGUAAAAUUCACGUUUUAUGAUUUGAAAGGAGGUCCCUGGAACUGUUCAUUUAAAAUCCUUUUGGUGCUAA
This is a messenger RNA of Aquila chrysaetos chrysaetos, 2736 nucleotides long. RefSeq names its product transmembrane protein 183A (gene TMEM183A). Gene Ontology annotation, biological process: regulation of protein stability. The coding region runs from base 1618 to 2448 and encodes 276 amino acids. The record is from RefSeq and is a predicted model, not a curated record. NCBI's taxonomy places the organism in Eukaryota, Metazoa, Chordata, Aves, Accipitriformes, Accipitridae. Gene Ontology annotation, cellular component: SCF ubiquitin ligase complex. The transcript is spliced from 7 exons. Gene Ontology annotation, molecular function: protein binding.